GUUCUGACGCUAGGAGUGGGAGCUGUCCUCGGUGCUGACGACUCGCUCUGCCGUCUUCGUCCAAUGUGCCUCCAGCUCGCACAGCCAAAAUCCGCUUACAGAGCGUCCGAGUCAAACCAAGACCUACGCGUUUCACUUGAUUACUAUCGCCUGUCCUCUCAACUGCGAAUUCGGCCAAGUCAAUCGGCGAAAAAGCAUCAAGGAUUCAACUUUGCGUUUUAACGGACGUUCAAAUCUCACGGUUUGCUUUCCCUCCCUCCCCCCUGUGGUUUUUUUUUCGCUUCUCCGACACAAGGACGUUAUUUUGCAGCCGCGCGACCUCGAUUUAAGAAGAGAUGAAUUGCACGAGACGAGCUUGUGCGUUGACGAGCAUGCUGGCCGUGUGGCUUCUCGCAGCUGCGGUGGCCGAGAGCCACGGGCGAGGUCCAAAUGAGAGUGAUGGCACCAGGUGGAGGACUGUAGCUUUGAACAGGGGUCACAUCACAUACCCCUCAACUGCCGACACAGAGAGUGAGGUUCACUGGGUCACCACCGCCUUGCCGAUGAACAGCCCAGACCACCGGCCGGUCCUUAAAGACAUGAUGCUUCAUGAGCACCUCCUCAUGAGGGACUUUGAGGGAGACCAGCACUUUUUCAGGAGCGAGGGCUCAUAUCCCACCAGACCAGGCUCCGCGUCCGCCUCGGAUGUAUUGCACCCCGUCACUCAAGUAGUUCCCCACGAGGAUGCUCCAGCCUUCUCAGACAUAGCCUCGACCGCAACGGCAGCUGCCACCUCACCGCUUACCACAUUCUCCCCGACAACACCCAGACCUCUGAUGCCUCUUCUGCAGAAGUCUUCCGAGGAAGGCGACAAGCCGGAGCAAACCGCACACUCCCUCACAACGCAAGUCACACCAAAUAACGACGAAACCCGAGCUACUUCCGUAUCAUCGCAGCGAGAUCACCCUCUUUUUUCCUCCGAAACGAACCUGGCGUCCUCCGAGAUGAGGAUGGAGAAAGGGCGAGCCAAACAAACGCCGAAAGACAAAAGCAAUCAGUCCCUCCCAAACCAAACUCCAUCAUCCCAUACGGAAGCUGCUUCCACGUCAACCUCCGUGAUCACGACAACAACCAUCACCACAGUGCAAACAUCCGAGCCGUGCGGCCUAAAUUUCACCGACCCCGAGGGCAACAUUGAAAUCCUGCAGCAGCUUGACACCGCAACGGAGUGCAACUACUUGAUUACCGUCUACCUGGGGUAUGGCAUCGAGGUUCAGGUUGUGAAUGCAAGUAUGUCAGAGGGGAAGCAAGUGACAGUGGAGGACACGGGUGGUCGAGAAGCCUUUGUUCUUGCCAAUGAGUCAGUCUUGAUACGAGGUCUUGUGCUACGCAGUCGGAGCAACCAGAUCUCCAUCCGUUUCCGUAGCGACCAACAGCACAAAUCAGGGGUCCUUCAGCUCCAUUACCAAGCCUUUGUGCUGAGCUGUUCAUUCCCCAAAGAGCCGGCUGGUGGAGAAGUCUCCGUGACGCACCUUUACGCAGGUGGAGAAGCUUAUUUCAACUGUUUCACCGGCUACAGGUUGAAAGGUCUCAAAAUGCUCACCUGCCGCAACGCCACCACACCCUACUGGAGCGGCAAGGAGCCUCAAUGCAUUGCAUCCUGUGGCGGAAUGAUCAAAAAUGCCACCUAUGGUCGCAUUGUUUCCCCUGGAUUUCCUGGCAACUACAGCAACAACCUGACAUGCCACUGGGUCCUGGAGGCCCCUGAAGACCAACGGCUACACAUUCAUUUUGAGAAGGUGGCUCUGGCAGAGGACGACGACAGACUGCUGAUUAAGAACGGCAACAAUAUUGACUCCCCUCCAGUGUAUGACUCCUAUGAGGUCGAGUAUUUGCCCAACGAGGGAGUGCUGAGCACAGGGCGUUAUCUGUUUGUCGAGUUUACCACGGACGGAACGCUGACCUCCACUGGUGCAGCCAUCAGAUAUGAAGCUUUUGCGAAAGGAAUGUGCUAUGAACCUUUUGUGAAGUACGGCAAUUUCAGCAGCAGUGACUCCACAUAUAGUGUCGGGGCUGUGGUGGAGUUCUCGUGUGAUCCCGGUUACACGUUGGAGCAAGGCUCUGUGGUCAUCGAGUGCGUGGACGCCGAAAAUGCUCAGUGGAAUGAGACUGAGCCAGCCUGCAGGGCUGUUUGCAGCGGCGAGAUUACCGACUCUGCCGGCGUGGUGUUGUCUCCUAAUUGGCCCGAGGCCUACGACAAGGGGCAGGACUGCAUCUGGGGCAUCCAUGUGGAAGAGGACAAGCGGAUCAUGCUCGAUAUUCAAGUACUCAACUUGGGGAAAAAUGACCAACUAACCUUCUACGAUGGUGAUGACCUUUCAGCGAACAUUCUUGGGCAAUACGGCGGCAAACGUCCUCACUUUAAGCUCUACACAUCCAUGGCGGAUGUCACCAUACAGUUUCAGUCCGACCCUGCCACCAAUAUCUAUGGCUACAACAACGGCUUUGUGAUCCACUUCUUUGAGGUGCCGAGGAACGACACCUGCUCCGAAUUGCCCGAAAUCACCAACGGAUGGAAGAGCACAUCCCACCCUGACCUCAUCCACGGCACCGUCGUCACAUAUCAGUGCUACCCCGGUUUUGAAAUGGUGGGCUCCGAGAUCCUCAUGUGCCAAUGGGAUCUCAGUUGGAGCGGCGAUGUGCCAAGAUGUCAGGAAGUGUUGACAUGUCAGGACCCGGGAAAUGUGCAGCACAGUCAUCGAGUCAACACAGGCACUCGCUUUGCCGUUGGAUCUUCAGUACAGUUUUUCUGUAACAAAGGUUACAUUCUGUCGGGCAGCAGCGUCCUUACCUGCUACAACAGAGACUCGGCCAAACCCAAGUGGAGUGACCGGCUGCCCAAGUGUCUUCCCGAAAAGUACGAGCCAUGCAGGAACCCCGGUGGUGCCUCCACCAGUGCACAAAGUUCUGAAAAGGCUUUUUACCAAGCUGGCGAGAUGCUGACCUUCUCCUGCCACCCAGGCUACGAGCUGCAGGGCGAGGCCACAAUUUACUGCAUCCCCGGACACCCGUCACAGUGGAACAGCACGCCACCGGCUUGUCGAGCUUCCUCGAGUCGAUCUGUGAAUGAACACAGGCUGGACGUUGCCAAUACCAAUUAUGGCAUUGAGGGAACCAAUAUUACCCUCGCUGUCUUUUUUCCAAUGGCAAUUAUCAUGGCGGUGGUCCUUGGGAUCUAUGUUUGUGCUGCAAAAUUCCAAGGGAAGUCUAUCAGCAUGCCAACGUCAUCGCCACCGUAUGACAACAUGGCAGACGAGUCCGCCUUCGACAACCCGGUUUAUGACAGAGGACACUGGCAGGCACAUUCUAGAUACUAAAUCUGUCAGCCUGUCAUACUGUUCACAUUGGCGCCACUUCACAACAACUAUGAGGUGAGAUCUCCGGCCGUUGCUGAGAGCACAUCUAACUCACUGUCACCAUGGCCACCAGACCACCAUUUUGACUACCUCUUCCAACCUGUCACACUAUUUCAUUAUCUUCUUGAGGAAUACAUUAUGGCGGCUUUAGAAUGCUUAAACUGGGUAAUGUCGUGUCUCCAUUCAGAGAAACACAGCUGUAUGAUCCACAUAAAAUACUGAACAAUAUCUUCAAAAUGAUGGUUUUGAAUAAUACCACUUAUUUAAAAAAACUACUGCAAAAUACACAUAAUAUUUUGGAAUAUAGAAGUUACAGUCUAUUCAGUAGCUAUGUGAAAUAUGAUAACUAAAGCUGGUUUAAGGAGAUUUCUUUUUACCACUCUGUACCUGCUUUAUUAGGUUCACCUGCACAGUUUAGUAAGAGCCAAUUCCUAAGAUGUAUCCAAAAUUGGACAGGUUUGAUUGAUUAAUUUUUUCGUUGUGGGUCCAGGUGCUUCAAACUGCAGUCCAUCCAUAUUGUGCAGGUGUACCGAUUAAAGUCCGCACCAAAGUGAAUUUAAUGUUGGCCCUUAUGUGUCAGAAUCAUAGCAAAAGCCACUGAUACAUGUAAUAAUUGAUCACAAUACUGCUUCCUGUGGAGUCUAAUGUCACGUUAGCAAAACAAUGAUGAUAUAACUUGCAAUUCAAGCAAAUAAUCAAGCUAUCAACAGCAUUUGUGUAUUGAUUUGGAAUUCUGUUUGUGAUAAUGUUUGGUUAUAUUUUAGGUACCAAAGCCGAAUGGUCUUUCGUCAAAUGUGAGCACGGUGGCACAUACAGAUUUAUCCGAAAUACACAUCUGGCUGGCAUAUAACUUCGCCUUUGUAUAUUACAAAUAAAGACAGAUACUUUGUAUGCUGUACAAACAUGUAUAAAAAUGUUUCACAAAUUAUAUCAACUGCCCUUUGACUGAUUUGUGUGUCUGGUCUUUAUAGGAUUAACGAAAAAAAAAGAUUAAGAGGUGUCAAUUUAGAGACCUUGAAUUGCUCAAGCUUUGCCUUUUGGGAUCUCCCUCUGCACUGUUCAUCUUUUCCUUUGAGGAUAUUGUAAAUAUGUCUUUCCAAGGUCGACUCUGUGGAUCACCAUGGUGAUAUUUUUAUAAACUAAAUUGCUUAUGAGAGAAGGUGAUCACUUGGUUUUUUCUGUAUUUUUAAUGCCCUAACUGAGUAGCAGACCUUGUGGGGAAAAAAGUGGGCUUUCGUUGAAAUCUGUUCCGUACAAAUUCCUAUCAUCUAGCUUUCUGUCAACUUGCCGAUAUGACUGUAUUUUGUCUGCGUGUCUGAAUCUGCUCUUUGUAAAUAAAAUGCCUGUCCAAUA
Hippocampus zosterae (dwarf seahorse) is the source of this 4748-nucleotide messenger RNA. RefSeq names its product seizure protein 6 homolog. The record is from RefSeq and is a predicted model, not a curated record. Bases 336 to 3356 code for a protein of 1006 amino acids. Gene Ontology annotation, biological process: regulation of dendrite development; synapse maturation. Gene Ontology annotation, cellular component: dendritic shaft; dendritic spine; neuronal cell body. The transcript is spliced from 17 exons. Lineage: Eukaryota; Metazoa; Chordata; Actinopteri; Syngnathiformes; Syngnathidae.